CUGGCGCUGGCGAUCGCUGACCUCGCUCUUCAGAUGGCCUCAUGGAAAGGAUGCGUUCACACCCUGAUAGAAAAGUACAACAAUGACAUCAGCUCGAUGCCGUUCCUCAUAGAGAUUCUGACUGUUUUACCAGAGGAAGUUCACAGCCGAUCUCUGAGGAUCGGAGCCAAUCGGAGGACAGAAAUCAUAGAAGACCUGGCCUUUUACUCCACCACUCUGGUCACGCUGCUGACGUCUUGCGUGGAGAAGACCGGGACAGAUGAGAAGAUGCUSAUCAAGGUGUUUCGGUGUCUAGGCAGCUGGUUUAAUCUGGGAGUCCUGGACAGUAAUUUCAUGGCCAGUAACCAGCUGCUGAUGGUCCUCUUCCAAAUCCUGCAGAGGGAUGAAACCUCGACUAAUUUACACGAAGCAGCAUCGGACUGUGUCUGCUCAGCUCUCUAUGCCAUAGAGAAUGUGGACACCAACAUACCUUUGGCUCUGCAGCUCUUCCAGGGUGUCCUGACGCUGGAGACGGCCUAUCACAUGGCUGUGGCUCGGGAAGACCUGGACAAGGUGCUGAACUACUGCAGGAUCUUCACCGAGCUUUGUGAGACAUUUCUAGAAACCACAGUCAGGAGUCCGGGGCAGGGUAUGGGAGACCUGAGGACACUAGAAUUGCUGCUGAUCUGUGCAGGACAUCCACAGUAUGAGGUUGUGGAGAUUUCUUUUAACUUUUGGUACCGUCUGGGAGAACAUCUGUAUAAAAUAAAUGAUGCAAACCUUCAUAGCAUCUUCAGACCGUACAUACAGAGACUGCUCCACUGUUUGGCCCGACACUGUCAGCUUGAUACGGACCAUGAAGGAAUCCCGGAGGAAACAGAUGAUUUUGGGGAGUUUAGAAUGAGAGUGUCCGAUCUGGUUAAAGACGUUAUUUUUCUUGUUGGAUCCAUGGAGUGUUUCUCUCAGUUGUAUUCCACUUUAAAGGAUGGCAACCCCCCCUGGGAGGUGACUGAAGCUGUUCUGUUUAUCAUGGCUGCCAUCGCUAAAAGUGUAGACCCAGAGAACAACCCGACUGUGGCAGAGGUUCUGCAGCAGGUGGUGUUACUUCCUGAAAGUGUCCAUAUGGCAGUUCGGUACACAAGCAUCGAGUUGGUUGGAGAGAUGAGCGAUGUCGUGGACAGAAACCCGAGAUUUCUGGACCCAGUCCUGAACUACCUGAUGAAAGGUCUGAGAGAGAAACCUCUGGCCUCUGCAGCGGCGAAGGCCAUCCACAACAUCUGCUCCGUGUGCAGAGAUCACAUGGCCCAACACUUCCAGGGCCUGCUGGACAUCGCUCGCUCCCUCGACUCCUUCGCUCUGUCCACGGAGGCCGCAGUCGGACUGCUGAAAGGUACAGCUCUGGUCCUGGCCCGUCUUCCUCUGGAGAAGAUUGCGGAGUGUCUCAGUGAUCUGUGUGCUGUUCAGGUGAUGGCUCUGAAAAAGCUUCUAACAGAACAAUCUGCAAACGGUAAAUCAGCUGACCCCACCGUGUGGCUCGACAGACUGGCUGUUAUCUUCAGACACACAAACCCCAUCGUAGAGAACGGACAGACACAUCCCUGUCAGAAAGUCAUCCAGGAGAUUUGGCCCGUGCUGUCAGAGACCCUGAAUGCUCAUCAGGCUGAUAACCGCAUCGUGGAGCGGUGCUGCCGCUGCCUCCGCUUUGCUGUGAGAUGUGUUGGAAAAGGCUCCGCCUCUCUGCUGCAGCCUCUCGUCACUCAGAUGGUGAAUGUAUACCAGGUGUAUCCACACUCCUGCUUCUUGUACCUGGGCAGCAUCCUGGUGGAUGAAUACGGCAUGGAGGAGGGCUGCAGGCAAGGACUUCUGGACAUGCUGCAGGCUCUCUGCAUGCCCACCUUCCAGCUGCUGGAGCAGCCCAACAGUCUGAGGAACCACCCUGACACCGUGGACGACCUGUUCAGACUGGCUACAAGGUUUGUCCAAAGGAGUCCUGUCACUUUACUGAGCAGCAGCAUCAUCGUUCAUAUCAUCCAGUGCGCCAUCGCUGCCACCUCAUUGGACCACAGAGACGCCAACUGCAGCGUGAUGAAGUUCAUCCGUGACCUGAUCCACACCGGACUCUCCAACGAUCACGAGGAGGACUUUGAGGUGAGGAAGCGUCUGAUUGGUCAGGCCAUGGAGCAGCACGGCCAGCAGCUCGUCAGUCAGCUGGUGCACUCGUGUUGUUUCUGUCUGCCACCGUACACCCUGCCCGACGUGGCCGAGGUUCUGUGGGAGGUCAUGCUGUUCGACAGGCCUAUAUUCUGUCGCUGGUUGGAGAACGCACUGAAAGGUUUACCAAAGGAGACAUCAGGAGGAGCUGUGACCGUCACCCACAGACAGCUGACCGACUUCCAUAAACAGGUCACCAG
Molecule: messenger RNA, 2390 nt
Organism: Austrofundulus limnaeus
Lineage: Eukaryota; Metazoa; Chordata; Actinopteri; Cyprinodontiformes; Rivulidae
Product: transportin-3
Biological process (GO): protein import into nucleus
Cellular component (GO): cytoplasm
Molecular function (GO): small GTPase binding
Source: RefSeq, a predicted model, not a curated record